AUGCUGGGCACAUGGUGCCUGGCCCUGGUCGCCAGCGCCGUCGCCGUGGCCCACGCGUCAUAUCACUGCCUCCCUGGAGCGGUGGAGCUGGCGGAGCGAAAGAAUCUGAAGAAUCCGCAAGGGGAGAGCUAUCCUCUUGGCAUUUGGGUGCCCGAUUGGGCUGCGGGCUAUGCCGUCAGCGCCAUUGCGCAUGUCUUGAUCGAAGAGAUGUUGGGCUACAACGUCGUGGAUAAGGGCCCAGGGCCCGCCACGCCCGAUGCCUUCUACGCUUUGGCAGGUUGCGAGACGCCCACUGUCAUCAACCGACGAGGAUGUAGCGAUUUGAUGAGCAUUUACAGCCACCUGAGUUUGGAGGGCUGGACCACGGCAUAUCAGAGCUCAUGGGAUGACGUCCAACGAGAUUAUCCAGCAACUGCACCGCUGAAUCUGGGCGCCAUGGGCUAUGUUGGCCGAGUGUCGGCCUUUCUGACCUCCAAAUUGCAGGAAGAGGCCUACUAUUCGGAGGGGCUGACCUUGGAAUACUACCGGUCCUACAACGUCUCUUGGACAAAUCCUUCCAAGUACUUCGACAACAUUACUGCCAUCGAUACCUCUAGGUUAAAGCGCUGCAACGAGACUCGGACACAAGUGCACGCAGCGAUGCAACAAUACUGGGAGGCACAGCUGAUAUCUGAAGUGUUGUUUGCUGAUAUCUUGGAUUCUGUAGGAUGA
This is a messenger RNA of Cladocopium goreaui, 711 nucleotides long. NCBI's taxonomy places the organism in Eukaryota, Dinophyceae, Suessiales, Symbiodiniaceae. The record is from the annotation of a GenBank genome assembly.